This is a messenger RNA of Austrofundulus limnaeus, 1487 nucleotides long. RefSeq lists its product as uncharacterized. The record is from RefSeq and is a predicted model, not a curated record. Gene Ontology annotation, molecular function: DNA binding. Lineage: Eukaryota; Metazoa; Chordata; Actinopteri; Cyprinodontiformes; Rivulidae. Gene Ontology annotation, biological process: DNA integration; DNA recombination.
AAAGAGCAUAAAGUAGAAGACGUUUUAGAUAUUUUGAUCACAAAGGAUUACAUCCUGAGGUGGAAGAAAACUUUUUGGCAGCAAAAUAUCAGGAAAACCUCUCUGAUGUGCAAUAACUGCUUAUUAUUGUGAUGAUGAUGAUGAUGAUGAUGAUGAUGAUGAUGAUGAUGAUGAUGAUGAUGAUGAUGAUGAUGAUAAUGACGAUAUAACUUGUGAUAAAUGAACACAUAAGUAUCUGUGUUGAUGUCUUUCAACAAACAUAAACUAAAACAAAAUUUCUAUUCCAACAUGACAGUUUCUUUAUGAUUUUAAACAUCUCCCCAAUUAAACAUUCUCUGAUGCUCCAGGUAGUGAAAAACACCCUUUACUGCAGUGGUUCUAAAUUCUGGUCCUCAUGARGCAGUAUCCUGCAUGUUUUAGUUGUUUCCCUGCUCCUCUGCAGAAGCCUGUCAAUCACCCAAUAAUUUAAAUUUAAAGGCAGAAGUAGACCUGUUUGCCACAGAAGAGUCGACUCAUUGCCCUCUGUGGUAUUCCCUUACGGGGGCAUCAGGCGCACUGGGCCAGGACYCCUUGGCACAUCCCUGGCCAAGASUCCUUCUAUAUGCCUUUCCACCCCUUUCUCUGAUUUGGCUGACUCUUCGGAGAGUUCUUGAAGAGGGCCACAGGGUGCUGCUGAUAGUUCCGUAUUGGCCAGCACGACCAUGGUUCCCACUUCUACGGAGUCUGCACCCCAAUCCUCAACGCCUCAGGCUGUGGGUGUGGCCACUGGGAGGCUAGAGCAGCAGCUGACUGGAUAUUCAGACUCUGUCAGGUACACAAUUUUAAGUGCUAGGGCACAUUCUACUCGUCAGCAAUAUGAAAACAGGUGGUGUUUGUUUUCUCAGUGGUGUGCUGACCGCGAUGAGGAUCCAGUCUCCUGUGUGAUGCCCACUAUCCUGGAUUUUCUUCAAUCUCUCCURGAUAAGGGCCGCUCUCCAUCAACACUUAAGGUAUAUGUGGCGGCAAUAUCAUCUAAUCAUGCUGUCGUUGAUGGUGGUACAGUUGGAAGCCAUAACCUGGUUUCUCUUUUUCUGCGUGGCGCCUGCAGGUUGCACCCGCUAACAGUUCUGCGGGCACCUGCUUGGGAUAUGCCCUUGGUCCUCGAAGCCCUGCGCCACCCUCKCUUUGAGCUUUUGCUUCAGGCUGACCUCAAGUGGCUCUCAUGUAAGACAGCAUUUUUAUUAGCUAUUGUCUCAGCUAAAAGGGUCGGUGAGCUGCAUGCUCUCUCUGCCAGCCUGUCAUGUCUUAAAUGGGCCCCAGAUGGCUCUGGUGUUACCUUGUGGCCAAACACUGCAUUUGUCCCUAAAGUUUUUUCGCAUUCCCAUUGUAACCAGCCACUGAGAUUGGCGUGUUUUCAGCCUACGUCAGGAGGGACUGGCGAUAGGCCUGAUUUAUUGUGCCCAGAGAGGGCGUUGGAGACAUAUAUUGCUGCUACUGCUCCUAUAAGA